Linepithema humile (Argentine ant) is the source of this 10146-nucleotide messenger RNA. RefSeq names its product Protein tyrosine phosphatase 69D (gene Ptp69D). Gene Ontology annotation, biological process: protein dephosphorylation. Gene Ontology annotation, molecular function: protein tyrosine phosphatase activity; protein binding. NCBI's taxonomy places the organism in Eukaryota, Metazoa, Arthropoda, Insecta, Hymenoptera, Formicidae. The record is from RefSeq and is a predicted model, not a curated record.
GUCUGUCGUGGGUGAUCGUCGGCGCGCUGGCUUGCGCGUGUGAUGCGAUUCAGUUUCUCCGGCGCACCGUUACGGGGUGAAGAGGUGAUAGCGUGAGCGCCCGUCCGGUCGCCAGCGUUCCGCCAAAGGUGCCGCCGCCGCGAGUGUGAUACACGGUAAGAAAUUCUACAAAACUCACCGUGCAGCCCAACCCGCGAGUAAUGAUCAAGUGAGCGAGCAGCGAGCCGGGGAUCGCCGACAACACCCGCGGUCGCGCGGCGACGCAUCGCGGAUCAUGGGUCUGUGAGGGCGGUAUCCUGAAGGAACGGGGACCCCCGAGAAGGGGAGGAUCGCCGUGCACAGGGACGAGGACGACGGGCACAGGAAGCGCGGGUUAGCUAGGAGCAACGGCGGGGAAGAAGGGCGGCAAGUAACGCCGGGGACAGAGAAGGCGAGCCCGUGGACUCGCCGACGCUCUCUCGCGUGCACACCCGCACGCACGCCCGACCGACCGGCUGUCACGACCGCCAUGUUACCCCGGAGCAGCGGCGGUGAUACGUCGAGUGCGCGGUCACUGGCACCGUUGCUCUUCUGCCUCCUCGUGCUCGGCGCGGCCGGCCUGGACGAAUCCGUAAGUGUAGAGAAACCGGAAGUACUGGAACCGAAGAUCGAGCGGACGGCAUCAUUAGAGAUCCGUUCGUCGCAGGAUAUGGAGGGUAUAGAAGCGGGCAGCACACCGUCGCUGGUGUGCAAGCUGAACGUGCCGGGUCAGGUUUGGUGGAGCACCGGCGACAGAAAUCUCACCACCGUCAAGGAUUUCGAGUAUAUCGGACGGCUCGACAUCAAGAAGGCCAGCAGGAACGACACGGGCGAGUACAAGUGCUCCGCGCUGACCGCCGACGGCGAGUCGCUCGAGAAGACCAUCCAUAUCAGAGUGAUAGAACCCGGCAAGAUAACAUCCGGCGGGGACACGAGAGCGAAAGUGACGGAAGCGGCCAACUUGACGUGCCACAUACACGGUUAUCCAUUAUCUCAAUUUACUUGGUUAAAAGGGAAUGAUUCAGAGAGCAGCGAGCACUUGAAGAAUCUCACCGUGGUCACGCCGAUAAAUGAGACCUAUGCCGUCUUGACCCUGGAAUUCAAGAGUCUGGCGCGCAAGGACAACGGCACGUACGUCUGCCAGGCGAACGACUACAGCGGGAUGGUGAGCGCCGCGGCGCAUCUAUUCGUCAUCGAUCAGCCGCAGGUCAGCAUAGACUUCAUGAAGGCGGUCGGCGCCGGGAGUAUAUUUUUAAAUUGGACCGUCAACGACGGCAACGAGCCCAUCCAGAAGUAUUUCAUCCAGCACAUGAAGAAGGGCACGGAUCAGCGUCAGUACUACGCCGAGCACAUCGGCGGCGGUAACUCGAGUUACGUUCUCAAGGGAUUCGAGAGUAACACCGCGUAUCAGAUCGGCAUCAGCGCCAUGAAUAAGGUGGGCACGUCGUUUCUGCAAUUGGACCCGCGGUGGAUCACCACGCUUGAGAAAGACCCGGUGUUUGUGCCGAAAGUGUCCGUGAACGGUGUGACGGAGAAUUCGAUCACGAUAGGCUGGACCGUGCCGCCGCCAGAUUUGAAGGAACACGUGCACUACUACAAUUUGAUGGCCACUCACGCCGAUCAGAAUAGAGAAGCGGUGUAUCCCGCCCAACCCGUCACCGUGUACGCGUUUAUGGAUCUCGACCCGGCGACCACUUACAAAUUUAAAAUAGCCGCCUGCAGCGAAUACACGAAGCAAUGUGGCAAUUGGAGCAUCGAGGUAAACGGCACCACACUGGACGGAGUCGCCAGUCCUCCGAAGAAUCUCGUCGUUACGUGCGGCUACGAUAACAUAAGCAGCUCCAGUUUCAUGUCUAUCACGUGGAAACCGCCAGAGAAACCUAACGGCAUUAUACAGCGUUACACAUUGCAAUUGAAUGGCGUGGCAAAAUUCAAGAAUGAUAUGGGACUUUUGGAUAUCGAUAGCUUUGAACAACCCACCAAGAGCGUCUCCAAGAGGAACAGCACGCGAUACAAUCAAAUACCUUCCAAUACAAAUUAUACGAUUCGGGUGCACGGAGUGACCAGAUCUCGCACGCCCGGCAAGGACGCCGUGGGCAACUGUACGACACCAGUUACGAUUCCGGAUCGCGAAAGCAUGAACAUGCGCAACUGGCGCAAGAUCGAGAGCGAGGGCAGGCAGCUAUUCAAGCUCUAUCUACCGCGCAUCUCCGAGCGGAACGGUCCUAUUUGCUGCUACCGCGUCUAUCUGGUGAAGCUGUCGCCGCAUAAGACGGUCAGCGAUCUGCCGCCUCCCGAGGAGAUGGCGGUGUACUCUUAUCGGUACGCGCACAGCUCGCCGACCGGCGGCGCCUACGUCGCCGAAACGUUCGACAGCGAUCAACUGUUGACCGAGGUCUUCCUCGGCGAUGGCGAGUCGUCGAACGGUGGCGCGAUGUGCGACAAGUGCGUCGGUUUGCGACCCAGACCGGUGCCACCGCCAGUGCUAGAAUUUGUCCCGGAGAACCCGUCGACCACCGUUUCGACUUCGACCCACGCGAACAACAUCAACGCCACAGUGACGACCACGCCGAUACCGGCGACGUCUGUGACCGGCGGCAACACGGCCACCACAUUCACUACGUCAAUGACGAUUCCUAUGACUGCGAAAGCAGACACGACCACUGCUGUGCCGAUGAUCAGUAAUGCGACGGAAAAAGUAGCGAGACGGAAGAGGGAGGAUUCACCCGUGCAAAAAGCGUCUGUGGACGAAUCCGGAGAAUCCAUCGUACCGUCUCAGGAUGGCUUCCUCGACGAAACGUCGAACUACACCGGUUUCAUUGAAAUCAUCGUUUUCGGCAAUCAGAAGGAUCAGUUUCUGCCGGCAUACAGCAGUUAUUUCAAUCCUCUGUACGGCGGAGUGGAUCCUCUCAGCGUGAUAGCCGCGGAGGCGACUACUGUCAGAGAAGUGAUAAUACAGCUCUUCAUCGCUCUGAUUUUAACUCUCAUGAUCCUGUUCAUCGCGCUCUGCGUGCUAUACAGAUUUACGAAACGCGCGCAAGAAAGGGAGGAAGUUAUAACGCUACGCAACAGUUUCAGACAUCUUUGUAGGAGUCUGAGAGGCAGGCACCAGCUCGUGGCAGCGAGUCCGCCGGAUAUGCCGCCCGUACCUAAGAACGAACUGCUGCAGGCGUACUUGGAACGGCAUCGGGACUCGGACUACGGUUUCCAACACGAAUUCGAACUGUUACCCGACCGAUUCACGGACAGGACGACGCGCGCGUCCGAGGCGCAGGAGAAUCUCUACAAGAAUCGCUAUCCGGACAUUAAGUGUUACGAUCAGACGAGGGUGCGCCUGGCGCAGAUAGACGGUAUCUGCGGCUCCGAUUACAUCAACGCCAACUUCGUGCUCGGCUACAAGGAACGCAAGAAGUUUAUCUGCGCCCAGGGCCCAAUGGAGAAUACUGUGUGCGAUUACUGGCGCAUGAUCUGGGAGCAGCAUCUCGAACUCAUACUCAUGCUGACGAACCUCGAGGAAUAUUCCAAGACCAAGUGCGCCAAGUACUGGCCGGACAAGCGCGAGACCAAGAACUUCGGCGACAUCACGGUGGAGCAUGUGAAGGAGCGCGCGUACUCGGAUUACGUGGUUCGCGAGCUGAAGAUGACGCGGUUAGGCGAGCGUGACGCCCGCGCGAUCGUACAGUAUCACUUUCUCGUGUGGAAGGACUUCGUCGCGCCCGAGCAUCCGCACGCGAUACUACGCUUCAUCAAGCGUGUCAACGAGGCGUACUCGCUCGAGAAGGGACCGAUCCUGGUGCACUGCAGCGCCGGCGUAGGCCGCACCGGCACGCUCGUGGCGCUGGAUUCCCUGCUGCAGCAGCUGGCCGAGGAGGGCCAGGUGUCGAUUUUCAACACCGUGUGCGACUUGCGGCAUCAGCGCAACUUCCUCGUCCAGUCUCUCAAGCAGUACAUCUUCAUCUAUCGCUCGCUUAUGGAGAUGGCGCAGUAUGGCGAUACGGAGAUCCCAGCAUCGCAGCUCAAGACGACGGUUGCUAAGCUCAGGCAGCGGGACAACGGCAAGGAGAAGUGCAGAAUGGAGGAGGAAUAUGAUAAAAUUAGUUCCGUGUUGGAAGAUCGGAAGUCCUUCUCUGUCGGCGGCGGAGAGGAGAAUAGAACGAAGAACAGAAGCGAAUUGGUAAUACCAUACGACAGAAAUCGCGUAAUACUCACCCCGAUUCCGGGCAAAGAACACUCGACGUACAUUAACGCGUCGUUUAUCGAAGGCUAUGAUAAUUCCGAGUCGUUUGUCAUUACGCAAGAUCCGUUAGAAACCACAAUAACAGAUUUCUGGCGAAUGAUCUCGGAACAAUGCAUCUCCACAAUAGUUAUGUUAUCUGACUUAAACGAAGGGCCACGUAAAUGUCCACGCUACUGGCCCGACGAUGAGACCGAUUACGAUCAUAUAAGAGUCCGUUACAUCCAUAGUGAGAGCUGUCCGUACUAUACACGUCGCGAGUUUUGCAUUUUGAACACGAAGACUGACGAGAGCAGCGUCGUGAAGCAGUAUCAGUAUCACGGCUGGCCGACGGUGGAGGGCGAAGUACCUGAAGUGACACGCGGUCUCAUCGAGCUGGUGGAUCAGACGCUGACGAAUGACAUCGAGAGCAUUGGUUCGCUGGUCGUGCACUGCAACUAUGGAUCGGAUCGAAGUUCCAUGUUUGUGGCGCUCAGCAUAUUGGUUCAGCAAUUGCGCACCGAGAAACGCGUGGAUAUCUUCACAACAACGAAGAAACUGCGCUCGCAGCGGCACGGCAUGAUCAGCACCUUCGCGCAAUACGAGUUUCUUCAUCGCGCAAUCGUGAAUUAUUCGGAUCUUCACAACUUGGCCGACGAUGAACCGGUAUCAUAAUACCUGAGAAAUAGCAAACAAGACUAGAUUUGUUCUAAAUACUCUGUUUGGGCGAACAUGCGUGAGGACGUUCCGUGACGAGUGUCCGAGGAUCCACAAACAUUCGAACAAACGCGUAUCGCCCCAACCAAAGAUGAACAAGCAUCGACGAAGGAUCAUUGACGCCAUCAUCAUCACCAUCGCCAUCAAGCAGACGCAUUCUGCACAAUGCGAGCUUGUCGCGUCGCAUCCAGAAACUACUUGUACAUAAUAUACCUACAGAUUUUACAUGUCCUGACCAUAAGUUAACUGUGAAAGAGAAGCACUGACUGGAGAUUAACUGGAAAUUCAGCAAAGGUGAUCCUAACACGCGGAUUUCCAAUGUGACAGACGCAAAGUGCAGUGCGUGACGGCGUCACGAAACUGUUAGAAGCUUAUUUUUAUCGAUAGUCUAAUGAUCGAACCGGAGGGUAACGUAUCUAUAGUGUGUUGAAGACAUUUUGUGAUCGAGAUACGACGUUGAGAAUUUUCGUCAGCGAACCCUCGACAGCAAAAGGACUAGCGCAACAGGAAAGGACGGGUGUACUUUACGACGAGUGUAUAGGUAUGAUAUAUAUGCAUUCUUUAAGUACAUGAGCUCGAGCUCCGAACUGCAUCCUUCUCGCAGUUGAAACAAAGCGACGAAGGAGCUCAACAUCGCAAUUAUUCGCACAAUCCGAAAACUGAUCACGAAAAUUUCCAGUGAAAUACAUCCCGACAGCCGAUACAGAACAUUUUCUUUCGAAGUGAGCGAGGCGGAGUUAAGCUAAUCCAAUUAUCUUUGUUCACGCGGAGAAAAACUUUGGAAAAAAAAUGUUUCUGCAACGGGGAUGCGGGAUGUCGCUAUUUUAUGAUCUGUCGUAAUGAGUAAUAUUAGUGACUACACGCGCGUUGCGCGUAUAUUUAUACGUUCUUCGAUGAUAUAUGCGUUAUUAUUACGAUGUAUUGCGCGUAUCACGCGCACGCUGAUUUCUCUUCUAAAAGGAAAGACUGAUAGUCUUAUUCGGUUCGAAAUACGCGACUAGAGCACAUACCUCGUUUGCACAACAUUGAGAUUUCGCUGUCAAUCGUAAUAUUGUGACUACAGACGGACGGGAGAGUAGGAUGGUUAUCCUUUUUUUUGCUUUUCGUAUAUGAAGAAAAUUUAUAGAUAUACGCGUUGCACUUUUCUAGCGCGCGAAAACAACACGAGGACUAUGCUCGCGACUUAAGUCGAAUACUGAAUGGGCCGGGCAGGAAGACGUGAAGUAUAAUUUGCAACGUACGCUGAAAGAUGUAUUUCGAAAGCGAGAUAGAAAAAUAUGAUGCACAAUACUUUCGAAAAUCUGAUUUACGAUACUAGAUGCAAAAUGGUGUUCGACAAUUAACGAAUAUAUUGUGUUCGAGUUACUGCCCGGCCCUGCGAAGAGAGACGGCAGGAAAAUUGGCGGCGUCGAUAUAAACGAGGAGUAAAAAAAAAAAGAAUAAUAAAAAUUGUAGAUUAAGCGGCAAGAGAGGAAAGGAUAGAAUUACGCGUUUAAUUUUUCCGCACGUUCGUUCAGUUCUAGUCAAGUUUAAGCUCCAGUACGUGCGCUGCCAAGCCAUAGCCAUUUCAGGAGGCAGGAGACAAUCACGUUAAUUACGAUUCGCAUCGCGUCGCCCGAUUAUUUCCUUUUUCUUUCCUUCUUCGCAGGUAUUAAUUUCAUUCCAUUUUAACUGGAGAUCCUCCGAUAAGAGACACGAAUUAACGCGUCCUCGGAAAAAAAUCACAAUUUUAACAAUCAUAAAUCUUUUGGACGGAAAUUCGCAGGAAAGGAAUAAACAAAAUCGGCAAAUCAAUGUGAAAAAUUAAGAUAUAAGUUCUAUACUUUUCUUUUUUUUUUUUCCAAAUUACUUGCAACAAAAUCUAUAUUUCUUUCGAUCGUGAUGCUCUCACUUGGAGGAAUCCGGCGUUAUUUCGCGACUCACAUUGGAGAGUUCAUUUUAAACGUUAAACGCGCUGGAUGGAUACGUCCCGCCUUAUUACGCGACAAAUAGAUAUAUUAGUUUUUAGUCGUUACUGCAUAAAAAUCUCGCUUCGGUUACGUAGUUGGUAAAGCGCCUCUAAAAGAGAUAGGAUACUCGCCGCCUGUAUUUAUAAAUAUAUAUACAUUGUUAUUAUCGCCUAUCGCUGUUGCUAUUGAUGAAUAGUGUGACAAUACUUGUUCGUGCCCCCCCCUACCCCCCUACCCCCCUCUUCACCCUCGAUAUAUCGGUUGUUAUACGUACGUUCUCCGCGGGGUACGUCACGCGAUGUUUCGUUUCAUUUUAAUUGACAUCCGAUUGUAAUUACUUUCGUCGGGUGUUAUUCAUUAUACUUCCUUAGUUGGGCUCGUGAACAGCAGUUUGCAAACUGCUGCUAAGAAGUGUCAUGUGAAUAAAAGUAAAGUGAAAUUCGAAAGGUAGCGAGAAUUUUGUUUCUAUUAUUGUUAUAAAUAGCAAGUGUUCUUUUCCACUUAUACGCUUCCAUAUAAUUUGAUAUAAUUUUGUUACGAGCGAAUGUGUUUUGUCAUUACUCUAUUUUUUAUAUAUAUAAUCAUAUAAUUACCCCUUUUGUUAUCACAUAUUCAUAUAGAUUUGUUAUAUGUUUAUUCGGAUAUAAAUAUAUGAAUAACAAUAAUAUUUAUAUCUCUUGCAUCUACCUUUCGAUUAAUUUACUGUACAUUUUUAUUCCGUGACUUAUUAAUUAUGGCUUCCUAUUAUUUACAGCAGCAAACGGCAUUAAAGCGUCGAUCUGAUUAAUCAGUAACAUAAAACUAUUGCGACCAAUUGGUGGCUGCCAAUGCAGCUACUAUUACAGAUGUACCUUUCACACUUAGUAUUUUAUUUUAUUGCGCUACGCUUUCUUUUUUUUUUUGUUUUUUUUUCCGGUUACUGUAACGUUACAAUACACGUCACGCGGACGGGAAAUCCUCGAUCUUCGAUCGAACGUUUCGUAGUUAUCUCCCACGGAUUAAUGUGUAAUCUCCGAAAAACGCCUAAUUGACAAAAUUGUAAGAGAAAAAAAACGACUCUUGCACAGCAGAAUUCCGCUGGCACUUUAUAGCUCUUCACGAUCCGUUAUCUUGUUUUCACACGAGAGUUUCGUCAACUUCGAGGUAUCUCUUCUGUAUAUUGCGAUUCUCGUGCAAUCCUUUCAAUCUCGAUCUUGAGAUAACCAAUCAUUCCGCCAGAAAUCUUUCGGAGAGGCACAAAGUCCAGCCGACGCACUACUUAACUAAAGAUCGGCGAAAAAGUAUCGAUUAAGCAUAGAAUUACAUUUAUGCUAAUGAAUGAUGAGAGGCGUCGUAAACGUCGUAACGAUGAUAUAUUUGGAGAUUUGUGUUUAUCUUUAACACAAUCCUGUAAAAAAAAUGGGUGACGCAAGAGAAAUCAGCAGAAAUUCUACGAGAAGCUGAUCUUUGAAAUAAAAGAUAGCUUGAACUUUUAAAAUCUUUCUCAUUGUUUUUUGUUCCAUUUUUUUAUCUUACGACUUCUUCGACAAGUUACAAAUUUUAAUUUUGCGACUAUCUCCUGACUAAUUUUGUUCCAACAAAGGUUUCCGUAUGACAAACGAUGUGGGCAAUAACCUUCCGACGUUUAUUUAAUUGUAAGUUAUAUAAUUCUUGAAUUCACGGCGCAGUUCCGAAUAGAACGAGAUGAUAAACAAUGCCGAAUCGUAAAUGACGUUUCUCGAUUGUAAAACACGAGAAUAGUAUUCUUGUAUUGUCGUAUAGCGAAAUUAAUGUCUCGUCGAGUUAACGUAUUUUUAUUUAAAAAGAAGAAAAAGACGGAAACCACGCGUUACAGAAAUAAGAUUCGAGUACACACCGAAGUAAUCGCUAACUAAUUAAUUAGCAUAAUAAUAAUUCCCUUUUGAUAAAUCGAGUGAAUGACGUCGACUCCUCCUGGUCAAGCGCGGAUGUCAUUGGGGUCCGACAAACCCCGCGCGUCGCGUUGUUGUUGCAAGCGUAACUCUAUUUUUACAUUAAAAAUUUUUGCAUUCAAAAAAGGCGAACAAAACGAAACUGCUUAUGCGGAAGAAAAGACGACGGUUCGUUUUUCCCGGGGACGAAGUCAGCCCGGGAGGAGAUUCACCGAAUUUCCGCCGCGGCCAGGAAGGGUGGAGCGAGUUUUUCAUACAAUUGCGAUGAGGUUCGAUACGCGAAUAAUACUCUCGGUUAUUUGCAAAACUGAUAAUUAAUAAACUUGAUACUGUGAAGUUCCCACUGGUGUCGUAUGCGUGCAAGAUUAUGUUAAUGUUUAACGAUACGAGGCCUAUAGAUAAUGAGGUGUACACGCAUCAUCGCGCGUAAUCGACUGGAACGUGUUGCGCGAAUGAGGAAGGAGCGUGCCCCUGUGAGGACGUGUGCGUGACGUGUGUUAUGUGUUUUAAGAAGUCCGUAAGGAUCGAAGGAGACGGCGGUUAAAACGAAACAUAUUUAAACGCGCAAAACGACGUCGAGGGACGUCGCGUCGACGCUAAAUUCGUCCUGACAGCAACGGUGCAUCGAGUUGCAAUAUAUCAAUUAUGAUCCAUAUUCUUAUUAUAGAUUUAGAUCUGCAUCGAGCAGGUGUUGUUUCAAGUAGAGAGUAAUCGCGAUUGAAUUUUUCUACCUUCACUAACGGCGGAUGUCGGAAGUGUGGCCAGAAAUUGCGCCAGCACGAUUCGACAAGCUCCGCGAGUUUUGAAUCGGCGAGAGAUCGCCGAUAUUUCUACAUCCAAAUCACCGCCGUCUCCGUGUUCGUCGACUAUCGAUAGGCUCGAAUUUUGUAAAUUAACUUAACGGUUAAGAUAGCACACGGGAAGUACCGCCGCGUAUUACAUUAACAAUUACGUUCGUACAUGAUAACAAGAUACAAUUAUAAGAGACAUUUGCUAUAUAUAGUCUUAGAUUUUGUAUGAUAUUCACACGAAGAAGGGAAAGCAAGGAUCACGCUGAAAGAUCUAUAUCUGUGAGAUAUUAAGUGUACUGAUAAGAGGGCAAUCGAGUAAUUAACGCACACUAACCAGAUUGAAAUCGAGAGAAACGACGCCCCGGAUAGGCACAUUCGCGAGAGUUUUGUCUCAACGAGAAUCGCUCUCGGGGAAUAAAACUCGCGCGAAUGCGCUUCUGCGACAGCGCUCAUCAUCGAAUCACUCUUUUGUAUGAAAAGUUGUAAAGCGAUAUCGGUAACAGUGCACUCGAUGUGAAAGGAAAUACAUGACACAAUAAUGAGCCGUA